CUCCCUCCAUGGGGUGCUGGGUGGUGCAUUCCCAGCUGAGAUCAAUGGAAGCCGGGCUAGAACAGUGCAGCCCAAGGGGGGGAUUCGCUGCCUCCCCUGCUUCUGGAGCUUGUUGGUUCCAUCCCCAUUAAAAUCAAGGGAGAGCAGGCCGGCCCAUUGCAACCCCAGGGGGAGAACUUACAGUGGCGGCCGACCCAGACCAUUGCAACUCAAAGGGGAGGGUUGCGGCCCCCGAAUUGUGGGUAUUCAGUGAUCCAUUCCCCGUUUGAAACGCACUGGGGGUGCAGACCACUGUAGGCUGGGAAGGGGUGCCCUAUAUCCUGCUGUCCCCCAUCAUGGGAACCUGAAUGGCACCUUCCAAAGCAAACUCAAAGGAACUGGGAGAGACCAAGGCAUCUCGUGGGGGGGGGAGGGUGAUUUGUGCUCUCCUUCUGUGUGAGGGGUUCAGUGGUACCUUCCCCAACACGGGAGUAGAGCAGACUAUGUCAACUGGAGGGAGAAGUUAUAGCAUUGGUAUGUUCCUCAGUGCUCUCAAGUGAGCAGAAGAUGAGAUAUUCCAUCCCCAUCAAGGGGAGGGGGAAGAGAGCAUCCCCCAGCAUUGCACGUGCACCAAUAAAGCCAGCAGGGAGCUGGGUCAGACCAUGGUCACAGAGCGAGCAGGGGGCUGGGAGCCAGGACUCCUGGGUUCUGUUACUGUCUCUGCCUGUAUUCCCAGCCUGCUAGCUUCGGUGUCCCAUGGGCCUGGAUUGGGACCCGUUGUUGGAAGUCAGAUCCCUGCUGUGUUGGCGAGGAGGGAGCUCCAGGCUCAUGGCAGUGGAACACGGGGGUCACCAUGCUGGCUCCAAUGAGGCUAGCACCCAUUUCUGCAGUCACAUCACAUGUCACGACACCAUUGCAAUAGCAGCUACCGGCUGAUAGCACCUCGCUCCCUGACAGAGUGACUGGGCAGCUUUGCGGGGCUCCCUCCAAGGUGGCUGCACAUCACAAUGCAGUGAGAACAAGGAGUCGUUGGCUCUGGUCUGGCCCCAUGGCAGGAGGACUGACUGGUUGAGGAUGUGGGGGGGAGGGGGAAUAAGACACAGGGCCUGUCUCCUCUAGGAGGCAUUGGCUCUGAUCCAGCCCCAUGUGAUAUGUAUUCAGGACCCACAGAGUACCCAUGCCGGUGCACCCGGCGCCCAAGGAGGCGGAGGAGAUGGAGGGGGAUGGGGACUCGGCACCUGAGCUGAAUGGCGAAGAGGAGGAGAGUGAGGAGGAGCAUAGUGCCAGCCCUUCUGAAUCAGAGGAAGAAAGCUCAGAGAUGGACGAGGAGGACUGUGAGCGGCGCCGCAGCGAGUGCCUGGAUGAGAUGUGUGACCUGGAGAAGCAGUUCUCUGAGCUGAAGGAAAAGCUAUUCAAGGAGCGGCUGAACCAGGUGAAGGCCAAGCUGGAGGACGUGGCGUCGGGGCGGGCGGCUGAGUAUCUCGACCCCCUGGGUGUCCUGCAGAACAACAUGAAGAUCCGCAUCGAGGUGGCUGGCAUCUACAAGGGGCUGUGCCUGGAGGUGGUCAGGAACAAGCAUGAGUGUGAGCUGCAGGGAGCACGCCAGCACCUGGAGAGUGAGAAGCUGCUGCUCUACGACAACAUGCAGAGCGAGCUGCUGGAGCGAAUCCAGCGCCUGGAGGAUGAUCGGCAGAGCAUCGACAUCACCUCAGAGUGGUGGGACGACAAGCUGCGCCCCAAGAACAGCCUCAAGAAGUGGGAUCCCUUCCGGCCUGCCAAGAGGAAGAAAGCGCCGCUUGUGUCUGGUCCCUACAUCGUCUACAUGCUGCGGGACAUCGACAUCCUGGAAGACUGGACGGCCAUCAAAAAGGCUAAAGCAGCCGUGUCGCCCCAGAAGAGAAAAUCAGACGUGCUGGUGAAGGUGGAGAAGCUGGGGGCCCAGUUUUCAGCCCACUGCGAGGACGGGCGGCUGCAUUACGAGGGUGAGAUCUACAGCAAAGGGCAGAGCGUCAUCCUGGAGGUCGGGGACGAGGCACCUGCGCAGGCAGUGAUCACGGCUGUCAGCACUGGGGAGGUCUGGCUGCGCCGGGAGGAUGGCACCAAGACCAAAAUCUACGUCUCACAGCUGCAGAAGGGCAAGUACUCGGUGCACAAGGCCUGAGCGGGCCCUCUCGUGGCUCAGCCCUGCGGCUCGGCACAGGCCUCCUCCUGGAAACCAACGGCCCACGGACCCUCCCCGGCACACCGAGUGGCUGGACUUGCUCUCCCCUUGCACUAGGACUCAGAUGGAGAGGACUCUGGGGCCCUGCCCGGCGGGGUGUUCCCAUGGCCAGCGCUCCCGCCUGCAGACAGGCCAGCACAAGGCUUCACCGCUCGCUUCCCUCGCUAGGACUCUGGUGUUUGUAGCAAUCUUGGGGGGCUGCACAUACACCCUGGGGCCGUUGUGCCUCCUAGGGAAAUAGGGGUGCUGGUUCCACGGGCUUCAGCAGGAAAAGCCCUGGGCCUCGGCCAGCCCCCUGGAAGCGUUCACAUUAAAAAUCAAGUGAAACAUA
Molecule: messenger RNA, 2531 nt
Organism: Mauremys mutica (yellowpond turtle)
Lineage: Eukaryota; Metazoa; Chordata; Testudines; Geoemydidae
Gene: BRMS1
Product: BRMS1 transcriptional repressor and anoikis regulator
Exons: 11
Coding region: 1157-2140 (327 amino acids)
Biological process (GO): negative regulation of transcription by RNA polymerase II
Cellular component (GO): Sin3-type complex
Molecular function (GO): histone deacetylase binding
Source: RefSeq, a predicted model, not a curated record